Messenger RNA from Tripterygium wilfordii, 1616 nucleotides. Its product is annotated as nicotinamide adenine dinucleotide transporter 1, chloroplastic-like. Gene Ontology annotation, molecular function: NAD transmembrane transporter activity. The record is from RefSeq and is a predicted model, not a curated record. NCBI's taxonomy places the organism in Eukaryota, Viridiplantae, Streptophyta, Magnoliopsida, Celastrales, Celastraceae. The transcript is spliced from 9 exons. Bases 313 to 1266 code for a protein of 317 amino acids. Gene Ontology annotation, biological process: NAD transmembrane transport.
AAGGCCUUUCUUUUCGUGGAUUGGGUGUCUGAGAGUCGUCGUCACAGAGAGAUGAAUAUCCCAAUCCAAUUCAAUGGCGGCCUCGAUCCCAUCGAAUCGGACCUGUAAUCCAAUUCUUUCUGGGAAUUUGAAACCCUAACUCGAGUUUUUUUUUUGUGAUUCAACUAACUCACUCGCUUACGCAGCUCUAUAUCCUCUUGGCCAUGCGACUCUGGUUCUCGGUGAUCGGCCUCUCGAGAGAGGACUCCUUGAUUGUAUUCUACAGCGCUCCAAAUUCUGCUUGUUCUUUGAUUUCUUAUUCUGCUUGUAGAGAUGUCGAAAGAUUCUCAUGUCCCUAAUCCUAGGGGUCUUCUUUGCAAUGCAGGUGCCGGUGCCGCUGCAGGAGUUAUGGCUGCAACGUUUGUAUGUCCUUUGGAUGUCAUAAAGACUAGGCUUCAAGUCCAUGGGCUUCCCAAGCUUGAUGCAACUCACGCAAAUGUUAGAGGCAGUCUAAUAGUUGGUAGUUUACAGCAAAUAUUUCGAAAGGAGGGACUUCGUGGAAUGUACCGUGGGCUCUCUCCGACUGUUUUGGCAUUACUUCCGAAUUGGGCGGUUUAUUUCACGAUGUAUGAUCAACUUAAAAGCUUUCUUUGUUCAGAUGAUGAGAAUCAUUAUCUUGGCAUUGGUGCAAAUAUGAUAGCUGCUUCUGGGGCUGGAGCUGCCACGACAAUUGCAACAAAUCCUCUCUGGGUUGUGAAGACAAGAUUGCAAACACAAGGAGUGAGAACAAGUGUGGUUCCAUAUAAGAGUACACUGUCUGCUUUGAGGCGAAUUACUCAUGAGGAGGGUAUUCGUGGCUUGUACAGUGGUCUUGUCCCUGCAUUGGCCGGUAUCAGUCACGUGGCUAUUCAAUUUCCAGCAUAUGAGAAGAUCAAAAUCUAUUUGGCUAGUCGAGAGAAUACCACAAUGGAUAAACUCGGUGCAAGUGACGUUGCCGUCGCUUCAUCAGUCUCAAAAAUAUUUGCCUCCACGUUGACAUAUCCACAUGAGGUGGUACGUUCAAGACUUCAAGAACAAGGUCAUCACACCGAGAAGCGUUACACUGGUACGAUCGAUUGUGUAAAAAAAGUAUUCCAGCAAGAGGGACUCGCAGGUUUUUAUCGAGGGUGUGCUACCAACCUUCUCAGAACCACCCCCGCUGCUGUUAUUACAUUCACCAGCUUUGAGAUGAUUCACCGGUUUCUUGUUAGCCUUUCGCCUCCUGAUCAACAAACUCAUGUACUGUGAGAUGAAGGCAUUGAUUAUUAAGAAACCAUGUACUAGUAUCAAAUACAACGACAACAUAUUCUUUGCUAGUUUUGAUAGUGUUCCAGCAACAUUCAGAAUAGGCUUGGCUCUCAUUGUGCAACAAAUUCCGAAAGUGAUAACGAUGAAAAACCGUGCUCCCGGGCUCCAAACAUUGCGACUCUCCAAUAAUGGGGGGAUUGCCAGGUGGGUACUUCGUUUAAAUUGUUGAUUGUAAACUUCUAGUGGAUUGUAUUGUAGUGAGAAACAUUGAGAAGGAUUGUGCUGAAAAAUUUCUGGGAUUACUAGUGCCCGGUAGAUAAUAGAUUAUAUAACGAUAUUUUUUUCAAGUA